Messenger RNA from Gekko japonicus, 1434 nucleotides. RefSeq names its product ubiquilin-1-like. Gene Ontology annotation, biological process: ubiquitin-dependent protein catabolic process. The transcript has a single exon. Lineage: Eukaryota; Metazoa; Chordata; Lepidosauria; Squamata; Gekkonidae. The coding region runs from base 1 to 1434 and encodes 477 amino acids. Gene Ontology annotation, molecular function: polyubiquitin modification-dependent protein binding. Gene Ontology annotation, cellular component: cytosol. The record is from RefSeq and is a predicted model, not a curated record.
AUGGUCGAAAGCCAGAAAAUCCCCGGAGUCGACCUCGGGGCCACCACCGAGCCUCAAGUCGUCCGCAUCCUCGUGAAGGCGCCCUGGCAGAAGGAAGAGUUCCUCGUCCACCAGGACAUGCUUGUCAGAGAGUUUAAGGAACACGUCGGCCGGCAUUUUGCCUCUUCCCCUGACCGGGUCGUGCUGGUGUACGCCGGAAGGAUCCUGAAGGACCACAAGACCCUUGGCCAGCACAGGAUCCACCUGGACGAGGACGCCACCGUCUACGUGGUCAUCCACCGGAUGCCUCGACCCCGGCACGCUUCGGCAGUCCUGACCCACUCCGCCCAGGAUCAGAAGCCCCUUCUGCGUCAUCCUUUCGCCAGCGACGGCCUUCGGGAGCUGACGGCCAGCCUGGGCCUCCACACGGCCAAUUUCACGGAGUUCCAGACCCACCUCAUGUCCAACCCGGACCUGAUGCUCCAGCUCCUGGAGAACCCCUCCAUCCAGAGCAAACUCUCCAGCCCGGACCUGAUGAAGGAGCUGGUCACCAACAACCCCCAGGUGCAGCAGGUGAUACAGAAAGCCCCCGAGAUCAGCCGCGUCUUCAACUCCCCGGAGGGCAUGAAGCUGGUCGUGGAGCUGGCCAGGAACCCAGCGGCCCUGCGGGAAAUCAUCAAGCCUCCGCCUCAGACCUUGAGUUUCCCCAGCGGAGACGGCAGCGGCUCCCUGCAGGGCCCUUUUGUCGAGCUGCUGCAGAAAGGCCUUCCGAAAAAGCUGCUGGUGCUCCCCACGGGGGGCCACCCACCCACCCACCCCAGUAUCCGGCCUCCGAGGCAGGUUGCCCAGAGCAUGGCCGCCGGCAGCAGUGACCAAAGCCACGGGGAAAGCAGGGCAAGGAAGGAAGAAACCGGCCAGCUGGUCUCCACCACCGUGAAGAACCUCCUCCAUCAAAUCAUACGGCACCUUCUGGAGAGCGUCGCCGGCAACCCCAGCAGGAGCGUCGCCGGGCAGGGGCUCGGCCACGCCCCAGAGCUGGUGGCCAAGAUGAUCCGAAAGAACACCGCGGUGCCCAGGAACGUCCGAGAGCAGGCCGCCACGCAUGUCCCGGCGCUCCUGCAGCAGAUUCAGAGCACGGACGUCUUCUGGGCAAACUGGACCCCCAAGGAGAUCCAGGGGCUGCUGGAAAUUCAGCAGCGGCUGCAGGCCCUCGCCGCGGAUGAGCCGGCCAAGAAGCCCACCGCGCCGCCAGCGCGGAGGGCCCACUCCAACACCUCUCUCUGCGAUGCGGCCCCUCCUGCCUCUCGGGUGGGGCAUCAGGGCUUCUCCUCCACCCAGCAGCUCCUGCAGGUGCUGGCGGGGGCGGAUUGGGUGGCCGGCACCAAGCCCGUCAGCAGCCUGCGGGGCUCCUCGGCCCAGCCCCCCACCAAGCAACAGCGGCCGUACCAGCUCUGA